Asterias rubens (European starfish) is the source of this 2501-nucleotide messenger RNA. Its product is annotated as metalloproteinase inhibitor 1-like. The transcript has 5 exons. NCBI's taxonomy places the organism in Eukaryota, Metazoa, Echinodermata, Asteroidea, Forcipulatida, Asteriidae. The record is from RefSeq and is a predicted model, not a curated record. Gene Ontology annotation, cellular component: extracellular matrix. Bases 228 to 1073 code for a protein of 281 amino acids. Gene Ontology annotation, biological process: negative regulation of membrane protein ectodomain proteolysis; negative regulation of endopeptidase activity. Gene Ontology annotation, molecular function: protease binding; metalloendopeptidase inhibitor activity.
UGAGCUUGUCCAUGAUAUGACGACAUUGUGCUCUGGCUCCAAGAAGUAUGUUGAUUUGACUUCGCAUCGGUUGCUCACAGUUUUGUUUCACUGAACAACAGUUUUGCAAUAAUUGGUUUGAUAUAUAACUGCAGAAUCAAGAACACCAGCACUUUGGACAGGAUCUUCUUGAGUUUCUCUCUCUCUACCACUGUUACUCAAGUUCUGCUGCUGCUAGUAUAGUAAUAAUGUAUACCACCAUGUGGCUAGUGUUUGUGUUGGUUGCAGUGAUCUACUCCAGAGAAACUGAUGGUUGUAGCUGUAGCUUUGCACAUCCACAAGUACAGUUCUGCAAUGCGGCAUUCGUUAUCAAAGCCAGUGUCGUCAGUAGAGAGUACAUCUACCGGCCGACAGAGAAACCAAUGACAGAACCAACCGACGAAUUCACCUCAAACCCCGAGCUAACAAGCUUUUCAUCCGUUUACGAUGAAUCCGGUGCUUUCGUCCACGCUAACCUCGCCGAGGUGCAACCAGAGAAGAGACCCCCAGCAUUUCUGAGUCCACAAGCCCUGCGGAGCAAGAAAUUCAUCUCUCCCAGUUUUCCUCAACGGCCAUUCAAAAUAGAGUACACCGUCAAGGUGGAAAAAGUAUUCAAGGGAGAUAACCUUAUAAUAGAGAGGACACUGGCUAAGGUUUACACUCCAGCUGAUGAGGGUAUGUGUGGUCUGACCAGCCUUAAUGAAGAUACAUCUUACGUCAUGGCAGGCUCACAUUACGACAAUGAGCUACGUAUCAACUUGUGUAACUGGGUCGUCCCUUACAAGAGUUUGACCAGAAUAAAUAGGCGAGGAUUGAAGCUUAUGUACAAGCAGAGCUGUGGUGACUGUACGAUUGCAACAUGCUACGGUCAGACGUGCAAGUUCGGACCGCCAGGAGAUGACUUCUGCAUGUUCGACGCCUUUGGGGGCAACGGCUGCGAGGCCCAGCAUUCCAUCUGCACACGCAGCAAGAAAUCCUGCAAGUGGCAGAGAAAUCGAGACUACAGGAAGUGCGAGGCCGACAGCGGACAACAAGGAAACUCAGUCAUGCCUUAGAGAGAGUGAGAGAGCAUUGAUUGGUGUUGUUACAUGUUUUAAUGUAGAGCUGUGUACAUGUAUUGUAACUCAACUUUUGUGUAUUGUGUAUAGUAUCAAUUUCUUCUCAAAUUCUGCAGCUUAUUUUUCUCUCUGAAUGUUGUGAAUAAAUUUCAAGAGGGAAGGAAUGACUCAAAAUGAAGGGGAAAAACCCCAAAAGCACCUUGAACCAAAAUUGUCACAGGUUUGUUACUUUUUUUUUUUUACUUUUUGGAUUAUCUAUUUUGAUGGGUUUUUUUUCUCCAUGUUACUCAAAUCAAAACUAUAAGCAGAUACUGUGAAUUUUAUAUCUCUCAAAUCAAUGGAAUGUUGAUUCAUAGUUGGUAGUCUGCUUUUACACCCAGUCCAUGACCUUUGACCUCUGCAAUGAGGAACUUGAUUAAUUGAACCUCCAUCUGAAUCACACAUCCAAUUCGACCAAUCAGGAUAUCCGGUUGGGAGAAAUAAAUUACUGCUCGGGGUUUCUGACUGACAAGAACUUUUCUUUUUUAAAUACAAGGUAGAAAGGAACAUCCUUAGUCUGGGUGUUUGCACUUAGCAUUUUUUAGAGACUAGCCAGCAUGACAAGCUAGCUUUGUCAUACUACUGGUCUGUCAACUGGCAGCUCUAUGAAAUUGGGCCCAGUUAGCUUGGCAUUUGACUGGUCUGUCAAAUCUUACACAUGUUCAUAAUUCAUAUUAAUUAUAUAUGGAUGCAAACCAUAGCCUUGCAAAGAUUUAUGGCUGUACAGAACUCUCUAUUUUUAAAUACAAGGUGGAAAGGUUCUUCCUUAGUAAGGGUUUGUCCUUAACCUUUUCAGGAGACUUGCCAGCACGACCAGUUGGCGUUGCACUGGUCUGACAGCUUUUGUACACCUUGUCUAUAUUUCAUAUUAAUUAAAUACAAGUGUGAUAUAACACUAAACUAGCAAGCUCGACUUAGAGAGAUUUCUGCUGACUGGUCCAGACUUCUUUUUGUUUUUAAAUACAAGGUAGAAAGGCAUGUCUUUAGUCAUAGUUUGGCCUUAACCCUUUUUCAGAGACUAACCAGCAAGACAAGUUAUAUAGCUUGGCAUUUCAAUGGUCCGUCAACUUUUCCACAAUUCAUAUUAAUUAAAUACAGAUGUUUUUUAUUUAACACUGAACUAGCAAGCUUGACAACUUGGAAAGAAUUGUGACUGGUCCGCCAGAACUCUCUCUUUGUUUAAUACAAGGUAGCCCUUUUUAGAGACUAGCCAGCCAGACCAGUUGUAGCUUGGCACUUCAAUGGUCUGUCAGCUUUUGUACUUUGUAGGGGGGGGGGGACACCACGCCCUGAGAUCAAACCAAAUGAGACAAGAAAGGUAUUUGUUGUGAAGAACCAUAGGGUAGGUAAGGGGGGGGCAUAUAAUGGGGUGAUAUACUGUACAAA